AGCCACAACCCCAAGUAAGCCACAUAUGAUGACAGCAUAACCACCAUGUCGACAACGCCUGUAGUUCCUGAGAAGAUAUAAACAGUAUGGCGCGGCUUUCCACCCCAGGAGCAAGGGCUCCCGAUCAUACAUCCUUAAACUUAACCCGUCUAAUAUCGCGGCUCCAAAAUACUCUACUGGAACCGGAUGCGGAAACGUCACGUCGUUUGCGAGCCUCGGGUUUUGAAAGGCGCAAGGUGGAAGCUAAUCUAGAAUAUGCUAAGACUUUGCUGUUGCGCCUGGGCCAGGAAAGCCCCAAUGUAAAACCACAAUCGAACAAGCUAGAUGCGCAGAGCGAUCUUGAUGCGAAAAAACACCAGUUGGAUGCACUUGAUGCAAGGCUACACGAACUGAACGCAGCUGGCCAAGAGUACGACGACAAUGCUUCCUCUGAGGGAGAAGACCUCCUGGGCGAGGACACCACCCCAUCCGAAUCCAUAGGCGACAGCCACACACCUGCCGCCGGCGAUACGACUGAUGACGACGAUGCCGAUUACCAACAGAUUCUCUCAGAGCGCAGAGCCGCUGCCCAAGCUUCCCAGACCGAAUCUCAACCGAAGAACGCCCGCGAUGAAUUAUUCCCCUCAUCUCUGCGCGCGCGGCAUGGGGAAGCCACUACUGGCAUCGAUACCGCCCAAGCCACCUCCUCCUCUACCUCCGCCCCAAUCACAGAAUCCCUCAUGAAGCACCACCGCGCUGAGCAGGAAGAGCUCACGACCUCCCUAUUAUCCAUGGCACAGGCGUUAAAGGCUUCGACACAAUCGUUUUCUCAAACCUUGGAAUCGGAGAAAGAGACGGUGGAUAGAGCAGGCGAGGGAUUGGACAGGAACGUGACUGGACUAGAAGCUGCGAGCAAGCGCAUGGGAUAUCUACGGCAGAUGAGCGAGGGGAAGGGGUGGUGGGGACGGAUGAUGCUUUACGCAUGGAUUUUUGGACUAAUGUUUGCGGCAUUCUUUAUAGUUGCAUUUAUGCCAAAACUAAGGUUUUAGAUACCCGAGUUGCGGUUAUGCCCGUGUCAAUGAUGUUUAGGCGUUCAGGGGCUAGAAAUGGUAGGGGAUGGAGGUUAUGUACGGGAGAUGGGCUUCCUCAUUUGUAGCUGUGCAGUCCGCAACUGUAUAACAUUAUUUUGGGCAAAGAAAUGAAUUGGCAAUCAACACAACGAGUAGUGACGACCCCUGCUGAUGCCUAUUAUUAUGGAUAUAUGGAUUGAAAGCAGGAUCUUGUCUCAAAAAAUUGCUGAAUAAUCACGUUUCUUGAUGUAACUUAGUGUCCUGCAAACACAACG
Messenger RNA from Pseudogymnoascus destructans, 1324 nucleotides. RefSeq lists its product as uncharacterized. Gene Ontology annotation, molecular function: SNAP receptor activity. Bases 87 to 1028 code for a protein of 313 amino acids. NCBI's taxonomy places the organism in Eukaryota, Fungi, Ascomycota, Leotiomycetes, Thelebolales, Thelebolaceae. Gene Ontology annotation, cellular component: SNARE complex; endoplasmic reticulum. The record is from RefSeq and is a predicted model, not a curated record. The transcript is spliced from 3 exons. Gene Ontology annotation, biological process: retrograde vesicle-mediated transport, Golgi to endoplasmic reticulum.